AUGCAGGCCUCCAAUGCUGCCCUGACCAUCCUGCUCUGCAUCCUGACCUUCUGUGUCCAGGUCCUCCCAGCAGAAUCAUAUGGCAGAGACACUCCCUCUUCUUAUGAACGUAUGAACACUCCAUCUGACUGCUGCUUCUCCUACACCUCCAGGCCGAUAAAGGAACAUCUUGUAGUCAGCUAUGUUGAGACCAGCAGCCAGUGCUCCAAACCUGGUAUCAUCUUCCAGACCAUAAGGGGCCAGCUGGUCUGUGCAAAUCCCAUGGAGGCCUGGGUUCAAAAGCUUCUCGCCCUGAAACAGAGUGUCCAUGAGUCUGAAGGAGUUGGGGUGCCCAAGUGA
This is a messenger RNA of Suncus etruscus (white-toothed pygmy shrew), 339 nucleotides long. Its product is annotated as C-C motif chemokine 3-like 1. The coding region runs from base 1 to 339 and encodes 112 amino acids. Lineage: Eukaryota; Metazoa; Chordata; Mammalia; Eulipotyphla; Soricidae. Gene Ontology annotation, biological process: inflammatory response; positive regulation of ERK1 and ERK2 cascade; cellular response to type II interferon. Gene Ontology annotation, molecular function: CCR chemokine receptor binding; chemokine activity. The record is from RefSeq and is a predicted model, not a curated record. Gene Ontology annotation, cellular component: extracellular region. The transcript has 3 exons.